AGGAACAGUAGAAUUAAAGGAGUAAAGGGAGGAGAGUUGAAAGCGAAUUGGGUUGUUAUUAACUCCAGAAAUAAUGGAUGAUUAUGCAUUUCCAGCAGCACAAAGAAUUAUUAAUGAUAUUGCUUUGGCAUUCAAAAGGGACCCUCAAUUGAAGGAGUUCCAAACUCUACUAGUGACACUGAAUGAGAACCGAUCACCCGUGCACCACGAGGACCACAGUCUGGGCUUGGAGUCGUGGUGUGUACCUCAUGUCUAUUGCUAUGCUUACAACCUGCUCAUGGAUAUUCGGCAGCAGAAGCGAAAAAGAGAAGAUGCUGAACACAUCAACCAGUUGUUGCUGGGUGCGUUGUUGCUUAACCCAGACGUCACAGUGUUUUGGAACAUGCGGAGAGAGCUGACUAGCCUGGACCCUCAGUUCGAGCUGCACUUCACAUCAGUUGUACUCACGAGGAAACCAAAGAGUGGUGAAGUCUUUAACUACCGCAAGUGGCUCAUCAAGAAAAUGUUGGAUGCAUUUCCAAGUAAUCCAGGAUUGGUGACGUCUGAAGUCCAUGUGUGUCAGAUGGCUGCGGAUCUCUACUCUAACAACUACUAUGCCUGGAACCAUCGUAUCUGGUGCCUCAAUCAGCUGCCUCAGGACUCUGGCUCCUACAUAUCCUUCCUCAUAGACGAGUGGAUGCAGACUCACCAGUGGGUAUCAGUGCACGUGUCUGACCACAGUGGCUUCCAAUACCGCCAACAUCUGCUGGACCGGUUCGUUAAGUUGCCUCCCAGCGGGUUCAGUACUGUGCGCAAAUGUACCGUGGACAUAGAGCAGAACUCCGCCUGGUCCUUACAGAUGUUCCUAUCUCCGUCAGAGAGUAAACAGGACAGUCACUUGACGGAGAGCACAAAGUCAAUUUUGUACGAGGCGUUAGAUAAGAAGUGCGAAAAGUUGGACUCAAUUCCACUCGGUAUAGUUUUGUCAGAACUCUUUUUCAAUACAGACUUGGUCCUCGUGUAUCCCGGCCACGAAGCCAUCUGGUACCAUCGGAGAUUCAUUGUACACGUCUUCCGAGAGUGUGUUUACAAUCUGGAGAGCGGUGGUGGUCAACGUAACUGUCACAAAGACAACAAUGGGGUUUCGUUAGAGAAAACGAAAAAGGUGGAAAAUAUCGAAGACAGCCUUUUACAACGGCUAGUGAAGUUCGAAACGGUGCUGUACAGUAAAUGCAGAGCAGACAAAGAUAGACAAGCUAGCUACGCUGAGAAACAUAGAGCUUGGUUGGCAUCUAUCAUGAAGAUAAAUCUUAAUCUUCCACUUAGAUAGCUUGUGUAGAAAGGUGCUAAAAUUAUUGUGACCAAGGUUGAAUUCAAUAAUGCUGACAUUUCUAUCCAAUAGUGCCACUACUCUGAAGGUGGUAGUACAGUGUUUGAAUUAUUUGUGUACGGUUAUACUAAAAAAAAUAAACAUGGUUAGGGGACGUUAGGGAUAGAAUCCGUCAAUCCUUGCAGGCAGCCAGAGAUUCUACUAUUAUUAGUGAUACAGAGUAUAUGUAUAAUAUCUUUGUACUAGUGAGGAUAUUGAGUUAAAAUAAUACAUCACAAUCAAACAUUUACAAAUCAACGAAUAACAAUAUAUCCAGAAUAUGUUUACACUAGUGAGGGUGUUUAAUGCAAAUCUUAAAUUACUACCAAAUGUUUACAAAACAACAAUAAAAAUGUAUACAUUAAUAGCUAAAAAUUAAAGAAAUUAAUAUCACAGACCAGUAAUCGCUAUCUGAAUGUUUGGCCACGAGCCAUUUUUCUAUACUUGUUUUAAACUUAAUUAAUGUAACAUUCCAGGCUAUUUCAGAUAAUCUAUCAAAUAGUUUUAAAAUAAAUUACUAUUUCUGAUUUUUUAAGUCUUUAUAUAAUGUAGAUCAAGUAAAUAUUCCUCCCUAGUCCUAUAGCCAUGUGAUUAGUUAGCUAAACAUUACGUCAAUAA
Homalodisca vitripennis (glassy-winged sharpshooter) is the source of this 1966-nucleotide messenger RNA. RefSeq names its product protein prenyltransferase alpha subunit repeat-containing protein 1 (gene temp). Gene Ontology annotation, molecular function: protein prenyltransferase activity. The record is from RefSeq and is a predicted model, not a curated record. Bases 74 to 1309 code for a protein of 411 amino acids. Gene Ontology annotation, cellular component: cytoplasm. Gene Ontology annotation, biological process: protein prenylation. The transcript has 4 exons. Lineage: Eukaryota; Metazoa; Arthropoda; Insecta; Hemiptera; Cicadellidae.